CGAGGCGAUUUAUGCAAGUAUUCUGCCGUACCUAUACCUCACCGCCUUUCUCACCGCUCACGUGACGACAGGCAAGUUGAAUCGUCACAUCUUGUUCUGCCUCCUCUAAGGCCUCCAGCCCCCAUUCAUCAUCUCUAUGAGCCCUAUCCACUGCCCGUGCCUGGUCCCCCCGGGGACAACCUAUGGUGGUAUCUGCUAGGAACUGCAGCAGGGCUCGUGAGGCUUUGGGGUUCCCAAACAGCCUUCCUUCUGGGUACUCCUCUGCCAUUGUUGGUCUGGCAAUCCCAGUCUUAG
This is a messenger RNA of Rasamsonia emersonii CBS 393.64, 294 nucleotides long. RefSeq lists its product as uncharacterized. The annotation marks the transcript as partial. Lineage: Eukaryota; Fungi; Ascomycota; Eurotiomycetes; Eurotiales; Trichocomaceae. The transcript has a single exon. The record is from RefSeq and is a predicted model, not a curated record.